Messenger RNA from Misgurnus anguillicaudatus (oriental weatherfish), 2874 nucleotides. Lineage: Eukaryota; Metazoa; Chordata; Actinopteri; Cypriniformes; Cobitidae. The record is from RefSeq and is a predicted model, not a curated record.
CGCUGGUGACGUCAAAUGCAAGUUUAUAAAGUAGUUUGAUAAUGAAGUGGCGCUCAUGGCUGGCACGUGUGCUUUGCGUUUGAUGUGUGCGGUUACAUGACAGAUGACAUGGAGUUAAAUGAUAGGAACUGCCACUAUGUUGGGGCUGAUGGUUUAAGUACUACUACAUCCGUGGCAGCUGAUCCCAUGACAGAGGAGAUCCUGAGAGAUGACUUGAGGUUUUACUUCAUGAGCCCUUGUGAGAAGUACAGAGCCCGGCGACAGCUACCAUGGAAACUAGCAGUGCAAAUUUUGAAAAUAUUUAUGAUUACGCUUCAGCUCAUACUGUUUGGACUCAACAACCAGCUUGUGGUGUCCUACAAAGAGGAAAACUUAAUGGCGUUCAAGAACUUGUUUUUAAGAAACUACAAUGGUGUGGAUGAGGACGACUACAGCAUUUCUGCCUACACCCAACACAAUGUGUACGAUAGUUUAUACUAUGUCAUAGAUCAGUAUUACCAACUAGGAAACCUGUCUGUGGGUCCUGUUGGUGUUGCUGAGGAAAACGGAAAAUUUCUUCCCAUGGUCAUUUGCAAAGAAAGCUAUAAGAAAGGCAGUGUGAAACCAUCUGAAGGAUCUUACGAUAUUGAUGCACAGCUUGAAACAGUUUGUUUAACUCUGGAUCCAAAGGCCACAACAACAUGGAGAGUAAACAAUGCAUCUUUUUUUGAGCUGGACUUUUAUAGGUUGGUCGAUAUUGAGAUUACAUUUGCGCUGAGAGGAAUCAAUUUACAGACCGUCCGCUCACGCGAGCUGCCUGACUGUUACACGUUUUUUGUUAAGAUAAUUUUUGAUAACAGUUGCCAUAGCGGGAAGGUGAAAAUAACCCUGGAUUUUGACACGGUCAGUACCGUUUGCAAGAACUGGACGAUUUCAGGAACUGCUCAGAAGAAUACACAUUACCUCCUUAUGUUUGAUGGAUUGGUAAUAGUGGUCUGUUUGUUUUCUGCGGUGCUCUGCACUCGAUCCAUUGUUCUUGCUGUGAAACUUCUUCAGCGUUUUUCUAGGUUCUGUCUUGAGAAUUACAACCAGGAUGUGUGUGAAGACGACCAAAGGGAUUUCCUAAAUGGCUGGUAUAUCUUGGUUAUCAUCAGCGAUGUUCUGUCUGUCAUUGGGUCAAUACUAAAAAUGGAAAUACAAGCUAAGAGUCUGACUAACUAUGACGUAUGCAGUAUCUUUCUGGGCACAUCAACUUUAAUGGUCUGGGUGGGUGUCAUCAGAUAUCUGGGAUACUUCCAGAAAUACAAUGUGCUUAUCCUCACCAUGCGUGCAGCCUUACCAAAGGUCCUGCGUUUCUGCUGCUGUGCAGGAAUGAUCUAUCUAGGCUACACCUUCUGUGGGUGGAUUGUUUUAGGACCCUACCAUGAAAAGUUUGAAGGUCUAAGCCGUGUGGCAGAAUGUCUCUUCUCUUUGGUCAACGGGGACGACAUGUUCCCAACGUUUGCUGAAUUCAAGCAGAAGAACACAAUGGUGUGGCUGUUCAGCCGAGCUUAUCUCUACUCGUUCAUUUCCCUCUUCAUUUAUAUGGUGCUCAGUCUCUUCAUCGCCCUCAUCACCGAUGCAUAUGAAACCAUCAAGGGAUACCAAAAAACAGGCUUCCCCAUGACGGAGCUCCAUCGGUUCCUGCUGGAGCAAAAGGAGGGUUUCCCCCUCCAGGGGCAGGAUGGGGCAAGCAUGGAUACCAGAGAAACCGAAACCAGUCAGCCCUCUCUAAUGCUGUGUUGCUGCAGAAGAGUUCCCAAAGACGACACCAUCAAUUUCAUCAGCUGAACUUCACAGAUCACACGUUCAGUGUCGAAUCUGCUGAAAAGUGCAAUGGGGAGUCGUUGCAAUAUAAAUAAGAGACACAUUGUGGGACUUGUUUACUGCUCUGUGUACAUGGCUCAUAUUCCACGCAGGAUGGAAGAGCUCUCUGAGCGUGCCGACGGAAUAUUGGCAAUUUCAUUUAGACGUGCAAUGACAGAUGCCGGUAAGACCUGCAUUAGCAAAUGUAAAAUAAUGCAAAAGACCGCAGCUAAGUGCACUGCAAUGCAAUUAAGACCAAAUAAUGAAGGGUUUUGUGGAUCAAAUGGUAAGCACAGGAAAUGUUUGAAGCAUUUUAUUGCGCAGCCUGUAAGAUUAUACCUUGUCAAUUGUGGAGAAAAUAUCUUUAUUUAUUUAUUUUCUAGUCGUGAUGGAUUGUCAGUGUGUUUUAAAUUAGAGAAGCACUUAAAAUUGUAUUAGUUUUUACAUUAGCACUUAUUAUAAUGGCAUUUAAAGUGUCUGCAGCUCAGCAUUCCUAAGAUUCCUGGCGCUUAAUAUUCAAACGUGUGGCAUGCUUAGGGAAUCUUUGCUAUCUGUAUGCGCAAUGCCGGAUGCUUUUUUCACACAUAUGAGUCAACGCUUUGUGCUUUAUUCAUUCCAUCAUUUAAAAAAUAACUGGGAAGGGCGAUCAUAUGUGACAUUGUUUGUAAGAAAUUACUUUUUGGGAGAAAGACUUUGGGUGAGGCAAUAAACAUAUAUAUGUUUUUUUACCUCAAUAGGUACUUUUCUUAACCUUUAUUCAGUAGCAGGUGGUUUCUGUGAGUACAGGUUCACUUCUUCUGUUUGUAAGAACUGAAACUCAUUCAAACUAGGAACAUAUUUUGUUAUUCACCAGCAUUUAUUUACUUUAUUGAUUGAUUGCACUUAAUGUUUUUGCAUAUUUACAUGUAUACUUAAGAAUUUUAAAGAUUUGUGAAUAUUUGCAACCACAGCAAUGAAAUGUUACAAUGUAAAGAAACUUUCAGAACAACAGCAAAAAAGAAACUGUAAAUGGAGUAAAAGAAUAUAUUAAAUAAAGAGACUUGCAUAUUA